AUGUUAAUAGGCCUAUGCGGAGCCAUAUGUUCUGGGAAGCAUGCCGUCGCAGAUUAUUUAAUCCAGAAGGAAGGUUUCCGGCUUCUCAAAUUGAAAGAUGUUGACUCCCCUCGGGUAACUGAUGGAGCCGACGGUGAUCGCCAAUUACAGGCGCUGGAGUCUGCAGAGGAUGACAGUAGUCCACCACCGCACCUUAUAUUUGAGGACUCUAAGGCCCUCUUAGACUUCGUAACCAAACGAUGGCAAGAACAUUGGGUUACAACGGACAUCUGGGAUGUUACUAUCUUAGAUCGUUUCUUUCAACGCCCAUUCUUCCUUCUAGUUAGCGUUGAUGCGCCGGUGAGCUUGAGAUGGAAGCGACUUGUGGACAGAUGCCGAAACAGGCUGGUCGAACCCCCGUCUUUGGAGAAAUUUGUAUUAUGGAACGACAGACAUCUCUACGACAAAGAUGUUGGACGCGCAUAUCUCACUGAUCGGGCACAAGUACGACUGUUUAAUUCCUCUUCGUCAUUCGAUGAACUGCAUGCGGCUCUCAAGGCUCUCAAUCUUGCCGACGAGCAGCGCUUACGGCCCAAUUGGGAUCAGUACUUUAUGGAGCUGGCAUCUUUAGCCGCUCAGCGAAGUAACUGCAUGAAGCGAAGGGUGGGCUGCGUGCUUGUCCGUGAUCGUCGUGUCAUAAGUACAGGGUAUAAUGGGACCCCAAGGCACAUUAGAAAUUGCAAUGAGGGCGGCUGUCCAAGGUGCAACCGUGGUGAGGGUGGAGGUGUAGGUUUAUCAACUUGCCUCUGCCUUCAUGCCGAAGAGAAUGCGUUGUUGGAAGCCGGAAGAGAGCGCAUACGAGAGGGUGCAAUACUCUAUUGUGACACGUGCCCUUGCUUGACAUGUACCGUCAAAAUUACACAAGUUGGGAUAACGGAAGUCGUAUACUCGCAAGGGUAUAAUAUGGAUAACGAUGUAUGCUCUGUGCUGCCCUCACUUUGUCAUUUCGCUGACCAUAGAAGAGCGCUGCGAUUCUGA
Molecule: messenger RNA, 1017 nt
Organism: Aspergillus niger
Lineage: Eukaryota; Fungi; Ascomycota; Eurotiomycetes; Eurotiales; Aspergillaceae
Exons: 5
Coding region: 1-1017 (338 amino acids)
Molecular function (GO): hydrolase activity; zinc ion binding
Source: RefSeq, a predicted model, not a curated record